Molecule: messenger RNA, 3229 nt
Organism: Cuculus canorus (common cuckoo)
Lineage: Eukaryota; Metazoa; Chordata; Aves; Cuculiformes; Cuculidae
Gene: ALDH8A1
Product: aldehyde dehydrogenase 8 family member A1
Exons: 8
Coding region: 501-1964 (487 amino acids)
Biological process (GO): retinoic acid metabolic process
Molecular function (GO): retinal dehydrogenase (NAD+) activity
Source: RefSeq, a predicted model, not a curated record
GUUGGCAGUGGUCUAGGGUGCAAAAACUUUCUAAAAUGUUGAUUGAGAGAGUCGCAAUCUCCAAUAUGGAUGUAGUGUUUCCAAUAUCUCUGGAGUGCAAGAAGGUGACAUGCAAUCCCAGAGCCAUUUGAUAAUCUAAGUAUUCUGUCUUGGAGAGAGAGAUGUCUUUUACACAGCUCUUACCAGGCAGGUUUGGUUCAUGGGAAGUUGAAGAAAAACCUAAGUAUAUGUAACAGGCUUCUGUACAGUGAGGUGGCUUACACUGGAGUAUCUGUGGAAGGUAAACCCUGAAAGCUGGUGUCUGGCUUCUUUUUGUUAAAAACUGGUUUUCUGACAACAUACAACAGAGCAUAGCAGGGUUCGUUCCAAGUUGUGAGUGAUCGGCGCUGGGAAGACUGAGAGGGGGAGGAGUUCAGAUUCACUGUGCAAAUACUUACAAAGCCACUAAUCUAAAUCGAUGCCUUGUAGAAAAAAAUCACAGAUGAAGACAGCAGCUAACGAUGGCUAACUCAAAGGCUCUCUUAGUACUGGAAAACUUUAUAGGUGGCAAAUUUGUUCCUUGUUCCUCCUACAUAGACUCCUAUAAUCCGUCCACUGGAGAGGUCUAUUGCAGAGUGCCAGACAGUGGCAAAGAAGAGGUGGAAGCUGCUGUCAAAGCUGCCAAAUAUGCCUUCCCAAUUUGGUCCUCAAAAAGUCCAUUGGAAAGAUCUCAGAUCCUGAACAAGCUGGCAGACCUGAUUGAACAUGACCUGGAAGCAUUUGCACAAGCAGAGUCAAAGGAUCAGGGAAAAACUAUUACAUUUUCUAGAACAGUGGAUAUCCCUCGGGCUGUGUACAACUUCCGAUUCUUUGCCUCCUCUAUCCUUCAUCACACGACAGAGUGCACAGAGAUGGCAACCAUGGACUGUGUGCAUUACACCUCGAGGACACCUGUGGGAGUUGCUGGUUUAAUCAGUCCCUGGAAUUUGCCACUAUAUUUGUUGACCUGGAAAAUAGCUCCUGCCAUUGCAUGUGGAAAUACUGUGGUUGCCAAGCCAAGUGAGAUGACGUCUGUCACAGCCUGGAUGAUGUGUAAACUCUUGGAGAAAGCAGGUGUACCCCACGGGGUGGUGAACGUGGUGUUUGGAACGGGCACCAAGGCAGGAGAAGCUCUAGUCUGCCAUCCUGACGUGCCUCUGAUCUCCUUCACGGGGAGCACGCUGACAGCCCAGCGGAUCACGGAGAAAAGUGCUCCGCACUGCAAACGGCUUUCACUGGAACUGGGAGGCAAAAACCCCGCGAUCAUCUUUGAUGAUGCUGACUUGACCCAAUGCAUCCCCACCACACUAAGGUCCAGCUUUGCCAACCAGGGUGAGAUCUGUCUCUGCACCUCCAGAAUCUUUGUUCAGAGGGGCGUAUACAGUGAAUUUUUAAAGAGAUUUGUGGCAGAAGCUAAGAAGUGGAAGGUUGGGAACCCCUCAGAUCCUACAGUUGACGUGGGAGCACUAAUAAGUAAAGAGCAUCUAGAAAGGGUAAGAAGUUAUGUGAAGAAAGCCCAGGCUGAAGGAGCCAGAGUCCUCUGUGGAGAGGGAGUAGAUUCCUUGGCUCUCUCAUCUGGAAACCAGAAAGGCUAUUUCAUGUUGCCCACAGUUAUUACCGAAGUCAAGGAUGAAUCCUGUUGCAUGCAAGAAGAGAUCUUUGGUCCUGUGACAUGUGUGGUAGCAUUUGAUACAGAAGAAGAAGUGAUCAAAAGAGCCAACAGUGUGAAAUACGGCUUGGCAGCCACUGUGUGGUCCAGCAACGUGGGACGUGUUCAUCGGGUGGCACAAAGGCUACAGUCUGGAUUGGUGUGGACCAACUGCUGGCUUGUUAGAGAUCUGAACUUGCCAUUUGGUGGGAUGAAAGCUUCAGGCAUAGGAAGGGAGGGAGCAAAGGAUUCCUAUGAGUUCUUCACUGAGGUAAAAACCAUCACAAUAAAGCACUGACAUAUCAACAGAAGUUCUUUGGGGUAAAAUAAAUGACAGUAAUUUGCAUUACAGUAAAUGGCCUUCUGGAACACAGGCUGCUGUUGUGGCUAUGUUUUCUUGAGCUUUGGUCAAGUAAUAUCAGUGGUGGCUAAAAAUAAUCUUUCUAAAUGCUAAUGUUGAAUUCAGCCUUUCAUGUUAAAUGAGAAGAUCAGUGCGGACUCGACAACCAGCCCGGCCCAAGCCAGAUGACUUGCUUAUCUUAUGUAUCCUAAAGCAUUUUGAGUAUUCCUGUCUCAAAAAUGUCUCCCUCCAAGGCAGUUUGGAGAAAGAAUGAUAUUUUACUGUGUACCUGUGGUUAGUGAAUUACCUUGAAUGACAAAGUGGCAAGCAUGUUUUGAGGCUGAUAUUGUAAUGGGAAUCAGCCUAUUUCUACUCUAAGCAAUACGUUCCAAGUACCAAUCCAUAUUGUGCUUCACUGGUAUCGGACAAGAACUAAUGCUACAGCACACUAAAUGCAUAAGGCAGUACCUUUACUCUAUUAAGUGGUAUUAAACCGAAUUUUCGUGGAAUUCUCAUGAUACUCAGAGACAAUAAAUGUUAUACUUAAAACCUGUUUUAUGGUAUGCAGCUGAAUCAUCUUAAGAUAUUCUCCAGCUACUUUGAAAUUACAGGCUUUAGUCACUUCUAGGACUCAGUGAUGGUGUUUUUCUCAUGCCUGCCCAAAGAUUUGGCUACAUCAAGGACAGCAUCAUUCUUCACUAAUAAAGACUGAAGGUGACUCCCAAGGGAACUAACUGUUGGAAACAUUUGUCACAAAAAUAUCAAACAACUGGCGGCUUUUCCUCAUUAAUUUACGGAGCUUUUCCUUAAAUCAGACAACUCUCAAACUUGUUUACAAAACAAGAAAUAAAAUUGGAUACACUUACCUCCUCCAGCUCCAAGAUGGCUAUGUUGCUAUUGAAUUUUUUACAACAACCCUUUGUGAUUUGUUUUUCAAGUUUUGAGUUGAAUUUCACAGGAAAAAAAAAUCUGCAUGGAGCUUUGUACUUCAUAAAUGCCUGUAUUCUGAGAAGAGAUAAUGAGUCAUUGGGAUAUUUUUUCAAGGCUGUUGGGAAAAAAAGUAAAGGCAGCUCUAAAAUACUAAAAAACUAAUGAAAAAUUAUUACUGAUGAGAUAUUAAAGCAUGGAGUACCAAAUUGCUCUGCUGCUCCUCUGCAUACUGAAAAGAAGAUGUAGAGAGAGAUUUGGGGUAAAUAAAAAAUGCAAUUUUAUUUUUUGUGGCU